CCAUGCCACUCGAUCGCGCCGUCGUGAUCGCGCCCCCUCCCGCACUAUUUCAUUCGCGGGGAGGUUUGGCAGGAGACGCCGCGCGGAACCGGCUGGCUCUCUCGGCUUGGCAGGCUCGCGUGAAAGGCGCAGGGAGGGAGACACGUGGUUUCUCUCGUCUUCUGUCACUGACGCUUCCCAUGAUCAGAACCCGGGGAAUGGCAGGUCCAGGUCCAGCGCGCGCCGCGCGAAGCGUUGUUGCUCUCCUCUGUUUCUUGGUUUCCUGCGCUGCGCUCGUGGAGAGCCGUGGCGGAGGAGGCAGCCGGCACGACGUCGACCACGGUAGCGGCGGGACCGGGAGCAGGGGUAGGGGCCGCGGCAUUGGUGGAGGUGGUGGCGGCGGUAGCGGCGGCGAUGGAGGCAGCAGCCCUGCGUCGCCCCCGCCGCCGUCUUCGCAGCUGCGGCCGUGCGACUUCGAGAACGAGCGGCUGUACAGGGCGUACCUGGUGAUCCAGCAGUUCAGGAGCGCGGUGUCGUGCGACCCGAUGGACGUGACCCGGAGCUGGAGCGGCACGGACCUGUGCGGCUACAAGGGCUUCUACUGCGAGCGGCCGCCCAACGAGACGGACCGCACCAUCGCGUCCGUGGACUUCAACGGCUACAUGCUGCGCGCCGACUCCCUGCAGGGCUUCGUCAACAGCCUGCCGGACCUGGCGCUGUUCCACGCCAACUCCAACGACUUCGGCGGCGCCGUGCCGGCGCUCGCCGCCCUGCCGUUCCUGUACGAGCUGGACCUCAGCAACAACAGGCUCGCGCCCGCCACGUUCCCGACGGACGUGCUGGCGCUCACCAACGCCACCUUCAUCGACAUCCGCUUCAACAGCUUCUACGGCGAGCUCCCCGCCGGCGUCUUCUGCAGGUUCCCGCGGGUGCAGGCCAUCUUCGUCAACAACAACCAGUUCUCCGGCAGCCUCCCGGACAACAUCGGCCAGUCGCCCGUGAACUACCUCUCCCUCGCCAACAACAGGUUCACGGGGGAGAUACCCAAGUCCAUCGCCCGCAACGCCGGCACGCUCCUCGAGGUGCUCUUCCUCAACAACAGCCUCAGCGGCUGCCUCCCCUACGAGCUCGGCCUCCUCGCGAAGGCCACGGUCAUCGACGCCGGCACCAACCGCCUCACGGGCACCAUCCCGGCGUCGUUCGCGUGCCUGCGGAAGGUGGAGCAGCUCAACCUGGCCGACAACCUCCUGUACGGCGAGGUGCCAGACGCGCUCUGUCGGCUCGCGUUCAGCCACCUCAAGAACCUCACGCUCUCCGACAACUACUUCACGUCGCUCGGGUCCUGCUGCUGGGACCUGAUCAAGGAGGGGAGGCUCAACGUCGACCGCAACUGCAUCCAGUGGGCGCCCAACCAGCGGUCGCACGAGGAGUGCGCCAGGUUCCUCCGCAAGCCCAAGACGUGCCCUGUCAACAACUACGUGCCGUGCCGCAGCAAGUACCACAGCUCCAGCGAGCCGGCCGACGCCGUCACAGAGUUGGACGCGGCGGCGGAAUACAAGUACAAGACCUACUCGGCGCUGCAUCCUUGAGGCCCAACGGACGGCCAGUCGGCGAGGGCACUGCACUGAUUGAUAAAAGCGUGUGCGUCUCGUGAGUCUUGAGCGUGAAACGACUGAUCACUCGCCUGGCCCGUUGUGCUCGGCGGGCUGCGUAACUGCGUUUAUGUGUUGUGUGCCUGUGUAGCAAUGUUAAAUGUCCCCAUUCGUUCAUAAUCGAUUCACGGACGAGGCCCAACUAGGGGUAGUAAUGGGUCCAAAUGUUUCUUUGAUUAGUUGGCCUUAUGUUGCUUUGGAAGCUAAAACUCUCUCUCAAAAUUAUAAUUUUA
Messenger RNA from Zea mays, 1864 nucleotides. Its product is annotated as Leucine-rich repeat (LRR) family protein. The coding region runs from base 3 to 1568 and encodes 521 amino acids. Gene Ontology annotation, molecular function: protein binding. The record is from RefSeq and is a predicted model, not a curated record. NCBI's taxonomy places the organism in Eukaryota, Viridiplantae, Streptophyta, Magnoliopsida, Poales, Poaceae. The transcript has a single exon.